Sinocyclocheilus grahami is the source of this 303-nucleotide messenger RNA. RefSeq names its product guanylate kinase-like. The annotation marks the transcript as partial. Gene Ontology annotation, cellular component: cytoplasm; cell-cell junction. The transcript is spliced from 2 exons. NCBI's taxonomy places the organism in Eukaryota, Metazoa, Chordata, Actinopteri, Cypriniformes, Cyprinidae. The record is from RefSeq and is a predicted model, not a curated record. Gene Ontology annotation, biological process: signal transduction.
UAAUGCAUCCCUUACUUUUUGAUGUCACCCUCAGGUACGACUAGACAGCCACGAGACGGUGAGAUCACGGGAGUCGACUAUAACUUUGUCUCCGUUGAGGAGUUCUUCUCGCUGGAGGAGUCGGGGGCACUGUUGGAGAGCGGGAAGUUCAAAGGGAACUACUACGGAACCCCUCGUCCGGUUCACAUCAAUCCUGACAGUCCUCCCAUCACUUACCAGGAGCACCGUAACCUGCUGAGAAACUUCCGCACACGUAGCAAGUCCCUCAGCAACCUGGAGAAAGCAGGCGAGGAGGGAGACAAC